AUGACAUGUGGCAUUUUUAAGAUCGCGUCCGUGGCUGACACGCAGCGCAUCCUGCACUGGUCUGUGGCAGAUUGUGUAGGAAAGGCAUCCACGAAAUUUUACAGCUACGUUUUGACUCUGUUGAUAAUCACUGAGCUGAGCAAUUAUAGAACACCGGUGGUGGUGCCCAAGCGAACGGCGAUGCUGCUGGACCGCAUCAUGACGGAGCUGCAGCACGCCAUGGGCGAGGGUGGCAGCGCGGCCGGCGGCGGCAGCGCGGGUCCCAGCAGCAGCAAGGCCCCCGUCGUCGACCUCCCGGACACGGACCUCCCAGAUAGAACCACUGCAGACAGCAGUAAUGCUCUAGCAGCUAAACGCAGACGCACUCGAUUUGAAUGCGAGUAUUUUCGUAAUUUGGAUUUUAGGCUUCGUUCUUCUGCAUUUGUUAUUCUAGAACAUUGUAACUUUAUGGAGCCGCGGCCCCAGCUGUACGGGUACAAUGUACAACGCCUUCGCAUACCAGAUAUGUUUAUGUCUUGGAGGGUGCCGAGCUGCCGACUGUCGAAUUCAAGACCUCUUGCAGGCGAUUUCCUCUCUAGUUCUGGAAUAUUCUUCUUGUGGAAUAUCCUUAAAGAGAAGAAUGAUGUGCAAGAAAUAUGCUGUGAACUAACAGAGGAAACUGGUGGUGGUAGAAGUAGGUCAGACUACAGGGCAAAAGACAUGAGAGAGCCAUGCAGUGUCCCACCUGGCCUGGGGUGCCCCUGCACUGGGACUCAAUACAGCCGAUCCAUGACUGGGGCCAGACAGAUUAAUAUACCUGAAAACAGCUGGGCAAGCUCAGUCUCUGUAGUAUUUCCUGAAAUCCCUCCAACAAAAAUGCGAUUUGGCACCAAUGUUCCAUAUUUUGGUGCAUUGUUUGAAGGUGGUUGUGUAUUAUUAGGAUUUACCGGAGAUGAUGGUGUUGAUGAAGCUGAGGAUCCUUCAGUUGUACAGGUGCUGGCUGGAGACUGA
This is a messenger RNA of Gryllus bimaculatus (two-spotted cricket), 990 nucleotides long. Lineage: Eukaryota; Metazoa; Arthropoda; Insecta; Orthoptera; Gryllidae. The record is from the annotation of a GenBank genome assembly.